Messenger RNA from Paramuricea clavata, 924 nucleotides. The record is from the annotation of a GenBank genome assembly. NCBI's taxonomy places the organism in Eukaryota, Metazoa, Cnidaria, Anthozoa, Malacalcyonacea, Plexauridae.
AUGUUGCACUUUCUUGAAUUUUUGCAUGGUGACAUGGUCGUGGUGGUUGUUUCAGGUCUAUCAGUGGGUAUUGGUGGUGGAAUGGUAGAUGGUGGUUUAUGUGUGGGUCUUACUGGUUGUGAUGUAGUUGGUACAGUCGAUGUGGUAGAUGGUAUAUGUGUUGGUGUUACUGUUUGUGAUGUUGAUGAUUUAUCUGUGGUUUCUAAUGGUGAAGACGAAAUCUUAGAUGGUGAUGUAAUUGGUAAAGUUGAUGUUGUUGAUGGUAAUGGUGAGGAUUGUGGUAACAAAGAUGGUGACGGGGUUGUUGAUGAUGGUGGUGGUGGUAGUAGCUUUGAUGGUGAUAAUUGUGGUGAGAAUGAUACUGAUAGUAAUGAUGAUGAUAGAAUGUUAACUGACUGAUAAGGCGAAGAGGGUCUUGACUCAGAUGUAGAUUUAAUUACAGAUGGUACGGUACUUGAUGUUAUUGGAAUUACUGGUAUUAAUGAACUAGUUAGAAUUGUGGACAGAAAUUGGAUAGUUGGUGGAUUUGAACUUGCACGUGGUUUAGUUGUCGACUCGGAGCCAUGGGAAGAACAUUGGCAUUGUGGUUUCAUUGGACACGGACAGUUUGGUUGCGUUGAUGGACAAAUACAUGGUGGAGCUGGUAUUGGGCAAACACAGUUAACUGGUCGUUGUUGUGGUGUCGUUUUUGAAGGGCUAGUUAUUGGUAUCACCCUUGUUGGUUUAAGGACCUGGGUAGAACAUUGGCAUUGUGGUUGCAUUGGACACGGACAGUUUGGUUGCGUUGAUGGACAAACACAUGGUGGAGCUGGUAUUGGGCAAACGCAGUCAACUGGUCGUUGUUGUGGUUUGGUUGUUCUUGAAGCACUAGGUAUGUGUGUUGGUUUAAAUAUCUGGGUAGAACUACAUUGGCAUUGUGGUUGA